UUCUUUAGAUUCAUUGUGCCGCUCAUUUUAAAGCUUAGUGGUCGUUUGAAAAUUAGCAACAAUGCACAAGGUGUUUGUUCUUGUUUGCGUCAUCCUAUUGGUGAACACUGCUUACACCGCUGAAGUACUAAUACCAAAAGUCCCGAAACCCCCACAGUUCGAACACGAGGAAGGAUGUUACAAUGAAAAACUAAAUAUGGUGGUGCUAUACGACACUCCUCAUUCGCCUCAGGAUGAGUGCGCGCAGUAUUCGUGUUUUGCGGAUGGAACAAUUAAAGUAGCAACUUGCGGAGUCGUCGCGGGUCCUGCAGGCUGUGAAGUUAUCCCAGGGGAUGUAUCAAAACCGUAUCCAGAUUGCUGCCAACCCGAAAUUAAGUGCAAUUAAUCCGAUUCAAAUGUCACUCAAACUGUGGCUGUGUCCUGAACUAAUAAAACAUGAUUUAAAAUAAA
Ostrinia nubilalis (European corn borer) is the source of this 450-nucleotide messenger RNA. RefSeq names its product U-scoloptoxin(16)-Ssd1a-like. The transcript is spliced from 3 exons. NCBI's taxonomy places the organism in Eukaryota, Metazoa, Arthropoda, Insecta, Lepidoptera, Crambidae. The record is from RefSeq and is a predicted model, not a curated record. Bases 62 to 385 code for a protein of 107 amino acids.